Molecule: messenger RNA, 8168 nt
Organism: Pongo pygmaeus (Bornean orangutan)
Lineage: Eukaryota; Metazoa; Chordata; Mammalia; Primates; Hominidae
Gene: RGS17
Product: regulator of G protein signaling 17
Exons: 7
Coding region: 408-1040 (210 amino acids)
Source: RefSeq, a predicted model, not a curated record
UCUGCAUCCUCGCAGCUCUCCCUCUCUCCUCGCCCGCUGGGUGCUGAAGUUGGGCGGAUGGCAGCAAACCGGCUCCGCUAGAGGACCGAGCCGCCCAGCCCCGCUCCCCCGGACCCAUCGGCGCGCUGCCCACACCUCCAGGCGACCGGGGUCUCACUCUGUCACCCAGGCUGGAGUGCAGUGGCUCAGUCAUGGCUCACUGUAGCCUCAACCUCCCUGGGCUCAGGUGAUCUUCCCACCUCAGGAGCUGGGACUACAGGCUUUUCACAGUACAGUACUGCUGAUUGGCUGUUGAAAUACACAGGUUAUAAUUCAAGAGUCAUGGCAUUACAGUAAAACAGACACAACCUGGGGGAAAUUAUGACAUAAAUGGAAGGAGCAGCCAACUGGGUCCUGAAGUAGCUGCAAUGCGAAAAAGGCAGCAGUCCCAAAAUGAAGGAACACCUGCCGUGUCUCAAGCACCUGGAAACCAGAGGCCCAACAACACCUGUUGCUUUUGUUGGUGCUGUUGUUGCAGCUGCUCCUGCCUCACUGUGAGGAAUGAAGAAAGAGGGGAAAAUGCGGGAAGACCCACACACACUACAAAAAUGGAAAGUAUCCAGGUCCUAGAGGAAUGCCAAAACCCCACUGCAGAGGAAGUCUUGUCCUGGUCUCAAAAUUUUGACAAGAUGAUGAAGGCCCCAGCAGGAAGAAACCUUUUCAGAGAGUUCCUCCGAACAGAAUACAGCGAAGAGAACCUACUUUUCUGGCUUGCCUGUGAAGACUUAAAGAAGGAGCAGAACAAAAAAGUAAUUGAAGAAAAGGCUAGGAUGAUAUAUGAAGAUUACAUUUCUAUACUAUCACCAAAAGAGGUCAGUCUUGAUUCUCGAGUUAGAGAGGUGAUCAAUAGAAAUCUGUUGGAUCCCAAUCCUCACAUGUAUGAAGAUGCCCAACUUCAGAUAUAUACUUUAAUGCACAGAGAUUCUUUUCCAAGGUUUUUGAACUCUCAAAUUUAUAAGUCAUUUGUUGAAAGUACUGCUGGCUCUUCUUCUGAAUCUUAAUGUUCAUUUAAAAACAAUCAUUUUGGAGGGCUGAGAUGGGAAAUAAAAGUAGUUAAAUAACAUCAGAAACUGAGUUCCUGGAGAACUACAGUUUAGCAUUCCUCAGGCUACUGUGAAAACACAACCGUUAUGGUCUUUGUCUCCAUUUUUAUCAAGGUUUUCCAUGGUUAAGUUUGGAGAAAAUACCACACAAAACAAUGAAUUGCCAAAUUGUUUGUUUUAUUCAACACUCAUUCUACUUGCAAGCAAAGUGUAUUUGUAGUCCUAUGAACAGUCUCCUCGUGUAUCUCCAGAGACUGCAUGUGCAAAGUAAAAUGCUUCAUUUGCCACAUAGUUGUUGUAAUAUUUAAUCCAAUAGCAUAACUUAUAUCUGUAUGUAAGGACUUUUGUGCAAUAUGGUCUUAAGAAAUAAUUGCCAAAAAAAUCGGCCAUGGUUUGCAUUUUUUAACAUAAUGUAAGACAGAAAAAAAGCAAUUUUUACUAUGUAACACUGGUAUUCAACAUUCUAUAUACUGUGUUUAGUACACUAAUUUUGAAGCCAAUAUUUCUGUACAUGAAAAAGAGCUAUUUAUCUCUGUUUGUUGGAAAAUCCUAAUGGGGAUUCCUCUGGUUGUUCACUGCCAAAUCUGUGGCAUUUUCAUUUCAGGAGAGUUUACUAUGCUAAAAGCAAAAAACAAAAAAAAAAGGAAGAAGAAAAAAAGCACAAAACAAUUUGAAGAUAUCCUAUCUCAACGACAAAUCAAAGAGUGAUAUUGCUUUUAAUUGUAAUAGAAGAAAAUGAAUUUAUGUAUAUAUCAGAUGUCCAAUACUGUAAUUAAUUUAUUAAAGACUGGCUCUCCAGUUUUAAAAUGGUUGUGUAAAGUUAUGUACUUCAGCAAGAAAAAAAUAAUAAUCAGCUUGAUAACUUAGUUUUGGAAUAUAAAGAAAAGGACUUAAUAAAGGAAUGCCUACAUGUAGCACUGUAAAACAUUUUGAUGAAUAGCAUCUGUCCUGUGGCAUAUUUUCCUUGAAAGUGAAAUCCAAUGAAAAGCUAAGUUUUUACCAGGAAAAGUUUUAUAAGGGUUAUGAAGAAAAUAAUUCUCUACUUCAGACCUUAACUGUUUUCACAUAAUAUCUUAAGGAUGACAUUUUAAAGAUGUUUAAACCAAACUAUUAGUUUUCAUCCAUCAUUAAAAGGCAGUACAGUGCUCAAAUCUUCCAGCUGCCAUAUUAUUUUUUAUAAGUACACUAAAUCUUUACGACAAAACACUUGCCUGACAUUGUCAUGUACUUCUGACCUUCAAGGAAACAAUAUUCUGUCAUGCAUAAAAGUGAUAAUUAAAAUAAUCAGUGUCAUAUUUAUAUCAAAGUGUUACAUUUGAAUAUUAAUAUCCCCUGAAGACUAUUUUUUUAAUAUUAAACUGAAUGAAUAUAAUACUGAGUAACCUAAAAUGAAAGUUUUAAAAAAAUUUAUAUCCACUGAGAACACUGGCCUUAUAUUAAGGAUGAUAUUACAGUUACAGGUUUUCUUUGUCAUUUUUUUAACUACCUCUCAUUUUUUAAUUUAUUAAACAUAUUUUUUAAAAAAACAAGUUUGGGGGUUUCUUUUUAAAUUUAUUUUACUUGAAAGGUUGUCAUCAUAAGUUUCUUUUUCCAUAAACUUAAAACAUUUCAAAAAUUGUUUUUUUAAGCAAGUAUGAUUUUCUAAUUUAUAUAGAAUUCAGGAGACAUGAAUAAAAGGGCUAUUAUCUAUUCCCUAUGCAAAUGUUUUAACUGUUGCAGUGUUUGACAAAAUGGGAUUUUUAAAAAAUUGCGGAGUAGAAAACAAAAUAUUCUGUUUACACUGGCGUUGCUGACUAUCCUACCAUAUUCAGCACUUUUAAAUACGUUAUUUAUGAAACUGUAGUUAAAAUACAAGAUAGAAAAUAUUUAUAAUAAUCAUUUCUUUUAACAAAUGCCUGUGUUUUCUGAAAGUGUUAGUGUGUUAAGACAUUUUAUUCAUGUCAUUUAAAUACUAUUUGAAUAACAGUUUUCAGUAAUAUGUUGAAAAAAAGAUAGCUAUGAAGAUGUUUACAAAAAGUCAUAUUUUUUCCUAAAGAGUAAAGAAAAACCUAAAAGAAUCAUCACUUCUGUUGUGAAGUUCUAUUGUUCCUAAAUUAUUUAAUUUUUUUCUUGCUUAGAAUUGAGUUUAUUAUGCUACUAUGAUAUAUACACAUGUAUGGUGUAGUAUCAUAUUUGUUUCUGUGUUUGAGGCACAACAAAUUGGUGCACAUGACUAGAAAAUAUGUAAUAUACUGUGAUACACUGCAUGCAUCAAUCUUUUUAAAUGUAGACUUUAUAUUCUCGUUGUUACUAUAUAUGAUGGUGACCUGCUAGUCAUAAGUUAUCUUUAUAAGAUACUUUGGACUAUUAGAUGAAUUGUCUGUUUGACAAUAUCUUUAAUAUUUUACCAAAUGUAAAAGAUAAGGGCCCUUAUAAAGAGUCCUAAUCUCUAACCUGGGCAUUUGUAGAACACAGAUUUUAAAGUUGGUAUAUCCUUUUGAAACCUGAUUAGGAAGUUGUGUUAAAAAAGAUUCUAGAGCAGAUUUACACAUCAAAUGUUGAUAACCAUGCUAUGUGAGCAUUUCUGUGCUAAACUCAUAUUUUUGGGUGAGGGGAGGGUUUCUCAUUUAAGAGUAUGUCUGUAUAUUUGCAACUCUACUAAUUUUCUAAGUAUGAUAUAAUUUCUUCUGUUUAAGUUACAGAGCUAUUAUAAAUAAACAAAAGAGCCUUCAACUGGUGUCUAUGCUAACAUUCCAAGAGCACAAUAUUUGUUUUAUUAGAAUUUGAGUUUUCCUAGUGAGUAAAUUCCUCCCUGGGGAAAAAUUAGCACUUUAAAAUGGACACUUUGUGUUUUCGAUUGCCAAGGUAUCUUUGUAUACUAUUAGAAUUUGCUGAUGCACACAGAAAGAGAUUAAUGCACUUUCUGUAGUGCCUAACUUUAGAUGUAUCUAUAAAAGAAAGAAAGUAGAGGAUAUAGAUUAUGUAUAUAUAAAUAAAUUGGAGAGCCAGAUUUCUUCAGAGAUUGAUCUUGUACAUUAAUCACACCAGUAAUGGAUGGAUGGCACUUCUUUACUCGGGCUGUUAUUAUGUUAUCCAAAGGUAGUAUAGAUGCUCUGACAGUGUUAGAGUGUGCACAUGAACAACAAGAGCAAAACACAACUUUGAUACUAAAGUUAUGAAAUGCAGAAGUCAAGACCAUAAUGUGAUCUUUUUUUUUUUUUUUUUUUUGAAAUCUUAAAAUAUGUACAUAGACUGACCAGUUCUGAUAUGCGGUCAUAGUGCAUGGAUGUUUAUUAGUAUCCUUUAAUGCUGCCUAGGUUCUGACUUACAGAAUGAAAUAUGUGUUGUUUAUCUACCUGAUAGUUCAGUUUUGCCAAAGGACUAUAGGGAUAAGUGAAUACUGUUUAUUUAUUAGGAGCAAAAAUACAUUUUCAUCCCAUUAAGCUGAUUUAAAAUAAAGCCUGAUUUUUACUUUUGAGUUUAUCCAUUUUUCUGUACCUUUAACUUAUUUAUACUUUUAAAAAUCAUAUUGUAAUUGUGACAAAUUAUAUCUCAAAAAAUACCAAUUAUUAGAUGCUUUGGUGUUGAAAUGUAAAAGAGAAGGAAUUUAAAAUACAAUCAAAAAGUCAAAAAUAAAACGUAUUUGAAAACCACCUAAAAUUUCUUGGCCAGGCACAGCGGCUCAAGCCUGUAAUCCCAGCACUUUGGGAAGCCAAGGAGGGCGGAUCACUUGAGCUCAGGAGUUUGAGACCAGACUGGCCAACAUGGUGAAACCGACUCUAGUAAAAAUACAAAAAUUAGCCAGGCGUGGUGGUGGGUGCCUUUAAUCCCGGCUACUUGAGAGGCUGAGGUGGGAGAAUCGCUUGAACCCAGGAGGCAGAGGUCGCAGUGAGCUGAUAUCAUGCCACUGCACUCCAGCCUUGGCAACAGAGUGAGACUCCAUCUCAAAAUAAUAAUAAUUAUUAUAAUAAUUAUAAUAUUUUUAAGUCUUAGACAGAAAAUACCUAUAGAUAGAAGCCUAUCAAACAUGUAUUUUGAAUACUUUGAUCUUGACACAUUGCCUAAUUAUUUUGAAAGAUGGUAAAGAUAUUUCCAAAAAAUAUUUUUGCCUAUCUAUUUACAUUGACAGUUUACAACCAUAAUUUUCUAAGUAUAUUUUUCAAACAUGUAUUUUUGUGUUUUCCAUCUUCAAAUUUCUGACCAAUGGGUUUGUUCUCCUGCAAAAACAAUAUCCAAUCUGCAAAAAUUUUUAAUUCACUUGCUACAACUGCAAAUAUUUAUCAAUAAAACUGAUAACCCAAAACUAGCUUCAGAUUUUCUCUGCAGUGCUUAAAAUAUCCUUGCAACACAAGACAGUGCACAAUGACAAGUAUUAUUUCUAAAUACCCAGAUUUGAUUUAUUUAUAAGUAUUUUUAAAAUUAUUACUCUUACAGGUAUAGUCCUCUCGAGCCCCAAGUGACAUCUUUUCAGAUGAAUUCAAGGGGCUGUUCAAGACUUUGACUCUAAUGAAAACACUACAAAAGGCAAAGUGUUGCCCUAAGUGAUAGAAGGUCCCAGUUUGGGAACUGAUUUUAUUCCUAUGACAAAAGCUGUAAGAUGAGUAAGCUUACUAAUGGAAAUGUAUGUCCACAGAUUCACUUAGGGAGCAUAGUGUAAAAACAUCAGGAACUUAAAAUAAUAAAUUUGAUUUCAAGUUAUAUUUCUGUCUCAUGUGACUUUGGGCAAAUCAUUUAUCUUCUCUGAAUUCAUUUCCUCAUCUGCAAAUGACAAAUAAAAUACGUAAUUAACUAUGAGCAUUAAAUAAAACAAACAUGGAAAGAAUAAAGUGUGGCAUACAUUAUUAUUUUAUCAAAGUGCUUCACGUCGAUAAUUGUUAUUGUAUACUUGUAUUAAAUGUCAUAUUAAUGCACUUUCCCCUAUUUUUUUCCAAAACAUACAUUAAAUGUCUGAUUUAGCUACUCAUCAAAACAUACAAUCAUGUUUUAAGAUGGAACACUAUAUCAGUGUUAUUGCUUUUCUCAAUAAUGUGAUCCCAAAUCAGUACUUUGAGUUCACCAUCACCUCAAAUCUAUAGAAAUGUUUCUUUCAAUGACAUAGAUAGAUAGAUAGAUAGAUAGACAGAUAGAUAGAUGAUAGAUAGAUGAUAAAUAGAUAUACAAUUAUAGGUUAAAAUUAAAAUUUAAAUAAGAUAAAUCAUUUGAAAGUUUUAUUUCCAAAGGAAAUAAAACAACAUUCCCAAGGACAGAAAUAAUAUCAAAUUACUUGCUAAAUAUAUAAAUGAGUUAUAGGGCUAAGACUAAGUUAUAAGAGAUUGACAAUUAGAAAACACUUUUUAAUAUUAAGGUGGUAUGAUUUUCUUUAACAAUUUUACAAUGAAAAUAAAAACUUAAUAAAAGGUGGUAAUGGGCAAGGCACGGUGGCUCACGCAUACAAUCCCAGCACUUUGGGAGACUAAGGCGUGAGGAUCACUUGAGCCCAGGAGUUCCAGACAUGUCUAUGCAACAAAGUGAGACCCUGACUCUAAGAAAAACAUAAUGUAUAAAAUUUAAAAUAGUAAUGUGUCCAUUAAACCUUUUAUUUUAGAGUAGUUUUAGAUUUACAGAAAAACUACAAAUAGAGAGGUCCCAUAUACAUCUAUGGGUAUUAAUGAGCCAAUAUUGAUCAUUACGUUCAUACUUCAUUCAGAUUUCCUUAGUUUAUAACCUAAUGUCCUUUUUCUGUCCCAGGAUCCCAUUCAGGAUACCACAUUACAUUUAGUUGUCAUGUUUCCUUAGGCUUCCCUUGGCUGUGACAGUUUCUGCAACUUUCCUUGUUUUUGAUGACCGUUUUGAGAAAUAAACUGAUAUUUUGUAGAAUGUCCCUCUAUGGGGAUUUGUCUGAUAUUUUUCUCGUGUCUAGACACGGGUUUUUGGUUUUUGGAGGAACACAACGGUAAAGUGCCAUGCUCAUCACAUGAUAUCAAAGGUACAUGCCAUCACCGGGACUCGUCUUAGCUGUGACAGUUUCUCAAACUUUAGGCUACUCUUAGCUGUUGAUGUUGACCUUGAUCACUUAGCUGAGGUAGCAUCUAUUAUAUUUCUCCACUGUAAAGUAAUAUGUUUUUAAAGAGAUUAUAUUGAAGGUAAAUUUUCUGGACAUUUACACUGAGCUAAACAAAUUCUAAACACUAAUAUUAGGUUCCACUAAGUGAUUACUAAUAAAUGCUAUAAAGAAAAUACAGUGAAGUGGAAAAAUAAAACUCCAAAAGUCUUAGCCUGAAUAUUCACCUAAUAGAGGUGAAAGUGAACUUUUUCCCUUGAACUGUCUGCGCAAUUAAUUACAAUAAUCCUCCACAUACUUUGGAUAUUAAAGAUCUUAGUCUUACUAAUUGUCAUAAGAGGUAAUUUAAAUUUAAACUAACCAUUUUGCUUAUUGCAUUUUUAUAUUGCCCUCCACUAAUCAAUGAACACUGAAUAUUGAAAUAAUGUAAAAGACCUGAUAUAUUUCCCGCUAGCUUUAACCGAUUUGUCAUAAACACAUUUCUUGUAUAUGAUUUUUAAAUGUUUGCUAAAUAUUAAAAAGAAUUUCAAUGUGUUUGGUUUUGUAAAAUUACAUAUCGAAUGUGUAUAAUUUUUUACUACCAUGUUCAUCACACUUAAUCUAUAUCCAUAUAUUGUACUCCACCAAUAUUUAUCAGUGGACAAUAAAGAAGUUUUGAAUGCAUGAAUGCAACUUAAGAGGCACCACACUUGGUUAUUUUGCAAUGCCAGAAUAACGGUGGGUAUUCACAAAUUGAAUAGAUAAUCCAGAUUAUGUUUCCUCCAAUUUAAGUUUCUCUGGUUUUCUUAUUCCCCCCCUUCCUAGAAUCAAUUUUAUCAUUUUACCUAUGUACAAUAAUAUACUUCUGGAAAAUGCUAGAAUUUUCACCAUGUAACAGAAUUUGAGCAUGACAAUAAUGUAAAAAUAUUCAGAAGUCUCGAACUAUAGGUUUGAGUUUUCAAAGUAAAUCAAAAUACAGCUGUUUUCAUUUUACUAUAUUGUGGAAACCUAUGGAUGUUAUUGUAAAAUGCAUAUGCAUUAAACUGACUUUCUUAAAAUGUUUUGAAUUAAUAAAGAAUUCAACAAUG